Molecule: messenger RNA, 364 nt
Organism: Monoraphidium neglectum
Lineage: Eukaryota; Viridiplantae; Chlorophyta; Chlorophyceae; Sphaeropleales; Selenastraceae
Exons: 1
Source: RefSeq, a predicted model, not a curated record
GCCCGAGCCCGGCCCCGUCCCCUCCAGCGCGCUUCGUGCCGGCCGCCCUGCACCCGUUGCCACCCGCACUGCCGCGGGCGCCCCCCGCGCCAGCACCCCGUUCGGGCCCCCCGCGUCGCCCCGGAUGCUACAGCCACCCAACAGCACCGCAGGCCCCGCCGGCCCUGAAAACGCACCCGCCGGCGCCGGCGCCGGCGCCGGCGCCGGCCUGACCGAUGCAGCGCUUGCUGACCUGGCGGCACGGCUGGCGCCGCUGCUGGCCAAGGGGGUCGUCGCGCCCCCUGCUGCCAGGGGUGACCCCGCCGGAGACAGCGCUGCCGGCGCCACCAGCGACGACGGCGGCGUCCGCACAGGAGCCGAAAAG